Messenger RNA from Drosophila pseudoobscura, 759 nucleotides. Its product is annotated as borealin-like. Bases 46 to 594 code for a protein of 182 amino acids. The transcript is spliced from 3 exons. The record is from RefSeq and is a predicted model, not a curated record. Lineage: Eukaryota; Metazoa; Arthropoda; Insecta; Diptera; Drosophilidae.
AAACUAACGUUCAUCGUAGUAGCCCUCGGCAGAAUAGAAGGAAAGAUGCCUCGCCGCCGAGCUUCACGACGUAAGCUGAUGACCAAGACAGCUGACCAAACGGAGGCUCAAACCAAGUCCGAAGCUGCUCUGGAGGAGACCGAUGAGCUUGAGAAGUGCGCUAAUCAAGUGGACACUAAUACCAAGGGGGAGGGUACCGAGCCCCCACACAGCCGAGCUCGCAGCAGCUCCCCUGAUCGCGAACGUUGCGGCAGUCCCCAGGGCUUCCAGUCGCCGCACUCCCUCGAACAAUCGUUGGACCAGGAUAACCCCUUUGAUGUGCCAGCCGUAGUGUUCGAACGUUGGCCGCGCGCCGAUGAGUUGGUGCUCUCCGACGCCGGCAGCCCGCUGGCUUUCAAGAAAAACUGGGAUGACUGUUCUGAUGUAUACGUUUACUGCCAGAGUGGCGUGAUCACCGUGAGGCCCUACAAAAUGACCUUGCCCAGUAAGCACAUUAUGAUGCAACUGGACGAGAAGGCACUCAAGCAAGUGAAGAUCUUGCAUGCCCAUCUGGGAGUGCUUAUUGACAUGGCCACCAAAGUGGACGAGAUGUAGGAUAUAUGGGGAUCGAAUUAAUAAUUACAGACAGCUACACUUAACACUUACAUACUUCAUACGUCAAUAUUCGACUCUUACAUUCUGUUCAAUUGUUUCUUGGUUGUUGUUCUCUUGCUUCUUGGUUGUAAAAUUAAUUAAUACACUUAAAUACUUUUAAAUAGA